GAGGUAGAGCUGCCAGAAGAGCAGAGGCCAGGCCAGUUCAGAAUCUGCCAGCUCUCACUGAAGCCAGCUCUCCUUUCUCCACCAUGAAGGUCUCUGUCAUGCUUUUGUGCCUGCUGCUCACAGCUGCUGCCUUCAUCAUUCACACACAGGCCCAGCCAGAUGGGAUCAAUUCAUCCACAUGCUGCUAUGUCAAGAAACCAAAGAUCCCCAAGAAGUAUCUUGAGAGCUACAAAAAGAUCACCAGUAGUCACUGUCCCUGGGAAGCUGUGAUCUUCAAGACCAAGAAGGGUAUAGAACUCUGUACUAAAGCCGAUGAGCCGUGGGUCCAGGAUGCCAUGGAGUACUUGGACAGGAAAACCCAAACUCCAAAGCCUUGAAGACUCGUACCUGAACAGGAACCAACCCAGGAGACAAGAAACAAAAACUCUGCACCCUUGUCUUUUCUGAGAACUGUGCUAAGAUAGGCUGAUUCUACCUCUAAGGGGUAGAAGCUGUCUGAAGGAAUGUGAAGCAAUAACACUUAAGGAAUUAUCUCUAAGUUAUUAAUAUUUUAUUUAAUUUGCUGUGCACUUUGGUGUGAUUUGAAUGUAAAGCCCUGGACACCUCCCAUCACUUUAAUGUUGUUUUAUCUGCAGAAUGUUUCCCCCUUUACUUUGCUCUGGUAUUGUGAAGGGGCUUUGCAAGAAUUAGCACAGAGAUUUUGCUCCAAAGCAUUUAAGAUAAAAUCAUAAUGCUAUGAUA
Molecule: messenger RNA, 741 nt
Organism: Cricetulus griseus (Chinese hamster)
Lineage: Eukaryota; Metazoa; Chordata; Mammalia; Rodentia; Cricetidae
Source: RefSeq, a predicted model, not a curated record